AUGCAUAAGUGGAAUCUUCCGUACCGAGGAAACGACGUCGAGAGCGGCGAUGGGGGCGAGAAAUCUCUGUACCCGACGAUGCUUGAGAGCCCCGAACUCCGGUGGGGUUUCAUCCGAAAGGUAUACUCCAUAAUCGCUUUUCAGCUUUUAGCAACCAUCGCCGUCGCCGCCACGGUGGUCACCGUACGUCCGAUCGCCGUGUUUUUCUCCACUACCAGUGCCGGUCUUGCUCUCUGGAUAGUUCUUAUCAUCACCCCCUUAAUAGUUAUGUGUCCUUUGUACUAUUACCACCAGAAGCAUCCGGUGAACUACUUGCUUCUAGGGAUUUUCACGGUGACUCUGGCAUUCGCCGUCGGAUUAACAUGCGCAUUCACCAGCGGGAAAGUGAUUCUUGAAUCAGCGAUUUUAACAACAGUAGUGGUGCUUUCCUUAACUUUCUACACCUUCUGGGCAGCAAAAAAAGGAUAUGACUUCAAUUUCCUCGGACCCUUUUUGUUUGGUGCUAUCAUCGUACUCAUGGUGUUCGCCCUUAUUCAGAUUCUGUUCCCGUUGGGUCGGAUCUCAGUGAUGAUCUAUGGUUGUUUGGCGUCGAUAAUAUUCUGUGGCUACAUAGUCUAUGAUACAGACAAUCUCAUCAAACGCUACAGUUACGAUGAGUAUAUUUGGGCAGCAGUUGCGCUCUACUUGGACAUCAUUAACCUCUUCUUGUCUCUCCUUACCAUUUUCAGAGCUGCCGAGGGUUAA
This is a messenger RNA of Thlaspi arvense, 744 nucleotides long. NCBI's taxonomy places the organism in Eukaryota, Viridiplantae, Streptophyta, Magnoliopsida, Brassicales, Brassicaceae. The record is from the annotation of a GenBank genome assembly.